Messenger RNA from Suillus paluster, 1150 nucleotides. RefSeq lists its product as uncharacterized. The record is from RefSeq and is a predicted model, not a curated record. Lineage: Eukaryota; Fungi; Basidiomycota; Agaricomycetes; Boletales; Suillaceae. The transcript is spliced from 7 exons. Bases 94 to 960 code for a protein of 288 amino acids.
GCACGCGUUACUCCUUGCACGCCUUCCUGUACCUGGCUAAGCGCGUGUACAUCGAUUGAAAGCUAUCCACGUCAUCAUUUCUCCUUUCCUUCAAUGCUAUCCUACGGGACGCUACGAGCGUGCAUCAGGGUCGAUGGUCGAGCUUUGGAGAGCUAUGGAAUUGAGACGUUUCCAGAAGAAAAUAAAGUGACCUGCUGGAUUGCAUCGGAAGCAGGAAAGACGUUCUCUGUGGUAUGGCAAGAUACCAAUCCUGCACGCCAGUACCACCAAACCGGAGAUGUGACACUCGAUGGUAUAUACGGAGGGGGGCAACUGAUGCGUGCUUUAAACCUCAAUGAGCCAGCAACAUAUCAGAGAUGUACUACGGAAUUCAAACACGUCAGCACGUCGAUGAAUUCCAUUUGUCCGCUUACCUUCUCGAAGCUUCAGCUGACGGAUGAAGAUCAACACCUGAAUUCUGCACAUGCUGGGCUCGGAGAAAUUUCCUUGGCCAUCUGGCCUGUGAAUGUGAUAGGCAUGGGUUACCAAAGAAAUCUAGUACCCACUAAGGGAACGAUGGUUCAUGAACGAUCGAAGAAGGCCUCCAGUCACUGUGUGGGGUUCGGAGAGGAGAUCCGCGUUCCACCGCAGCAGGUAAUUAACGUGGCACGCAUGGGGAUAACCCCAACGGCUACAUUUAUCUUCAGGUACAGGCCAUUUGAUCGACUCGUGGCAGAUGGCAUUGCCCCACCGCUCUUGCAACCUUUUCGGGGAAUCAAGCGUGAAGCUCCUGUAGAGAUACCAGAGUCGGAAGAACACAAGGAUGUGGCAGACUCGGCCAAAGAUGACGAAGCUUUGCGCGAGCUUGAUGCGUUGAAAGCACAGGUGAAAAAGCUCGAGGAAAGAAUAUCUACUAGCCGCGGUGCCAAGAGGGUAAAAAUAGAGUCCAAGGACAUCAUUGAUCCGGCGCGGAGUCAGUGACACGCUGAGGAAAACCUAAUACCUUAUGCAGCGCACACAGCGUAAAUCCGACCUACGUCUUUCUUUUGGACUCUCACUUUGUCACAUUCACAUUCACACUGGCAUGAGAAAACACGCGCAUUGAGGUUUGAUUGUCUUCCGCUCUAUCCAUAUUUCUGCCAACCACAAGGAAAUGCUGUAGAGUGUUGGA